Messenger RNA from Oryza sativa Japonica Group (Japanese rice), 1540 nucleotides. RefSeq names its product probable E3 ubiquitin-protein ligase RHC1A. NCBI's taxonomy places the organism in Eukaryota, Viridiplantae, Streptophyta, Magnoliopsida, Poales, Poaceae. The record is from RefSeq and is a predicted model, not a curated record. Gene Ontology annotation, biological process: protein ubiquitination. Gene Ontology annotation, molecular function: ubiquitin protein ligase activity. Gene Ontology annotation, cellular component: cytoplasm.
UUAGAAUGGUGUAUUGCUUAAAAACAAUCCACGUCCAGUAUGUUGCCAUCUAAUACUACCCUUGGUCAUCAACGCUCAUGAUAUUCAAAACUGGAUAAAACAUAGCAACAAUUCUGUCAGCAACCAUUCCGGCUGAACAAGAUGCAAAGCCAACACGUCGCUUUAACAAGCAUGGCCAGCGACAGCGAGCGCUGCCCGCCGGUGACAAGUUAACUGCACAAGCAGCAACGCGAGGCCUAGAAUGCUCUCAUCGGACAAAGACCUCCAAAAGAAAAAAGAACGGACAAAUCGUAGCAGAUACUCCGACAGCAGCCGCUUUCAGUACUCUUCCAGCUCGCGACCGCCUAUCUAUCAUCAGUCCGCUCCCCAUCAUUCAAUUCAUUCCGCCAAUUCAUUCUCCUCCUCCCAAACCAUCAGCUUAUCCCAAGGAAUCAAGCAAAAGAUGUCAAACAGAGCCACGCACUGGUGCUACGUGUGCCGGCGGCCGGUUCGCAUCCGCGGCGGCAGCCAAGACGUCACCUGCCCAAGCUGCGACGACGGCUUCGUCCAGGAGAUGAGCGAGAUGGGACGGAGGACGGCGAGCAGCACGCUCGGUUUCGUCGGGCCAGACGCCGGCGACGAGUUCCUGCUCCGGCGAUCCCCGGUGAUGGAGGCGAUGUCCACCCUCAUGCGGCACGCGGCAACGGUGGGCGGCGACGAGCGCGAGGUCGACGUCCACGACGAGCAUGGCGGCGGCGAUGGCGUGCCUGCGCACGCGAGACUCGGCGUCCUCUUCAGGGGAGGGCCCCGUGUCGGCGUCGAGCGCCGCGGCGGAUACUACCGUGCCGGUCUGGAGGCGCUCUUCGAGCAGCUGCAGAACCAGCUGGGGAGCAGCAGGCAGGGCCCUCCACCGGCGCCGCCGUCGGCGAUCGACGCGAUGCCCGUGGUGACGAUCAGCCGCCGGCACCUCCGCGCCGAGCCGCGGUGCCCGGUUUGCCAGGACGAGUUCCAGCUCGGCGCCGAGGCGCGGGAGAUGCCGUGCGCCCACCUGUACCACGCCGACUGCAUCGUGCCGUGGCUGGUCCAUCACAACUCCUGUCCCGUCUGCCGCCACUCGCUGCCGCCGCCGGCGACCACCGCUUCCGGUGGAGGAGCUAGCGGCGGCGAGAGGCAAGUCAGGCGAGGCUCGCGCUCGUUCCUCUGGCCGUUUGGGCCGACUAGCUCCACAUCUCACUCUCACGAGUGUGAGGAUGGCUCGAGCGACACGACGGUUUACGAAGAUCCUGGUAAAGUUAGAUAUAUUCGAUGGCAUUACAACCAUUGAGACAAUUCCAAUCUGAGUGGGCUAUGGGUUCGUGCAUUUGUAAUGAAAACUAAAAAACAAAAUGUGGUGCUUAAGCUGUACAUGCAUUCAAAAUAAGGCCGUCCAAAAUGUAUAAAACCAGCGGCAUUCAGUAGCAGAUUACUAGGGUCCCCGAACAGUGACAAUUUUUCUCCCGUGGAGCGCAAUUACCAGAUAUAGAAGAGGGUCCAGAAAACAAAAAAAAAAAUAUUUCAUCUA